Quercus lobata is the source of this 1008-nucleotide messenger RNA. Its product is annotated as RNA polymerase II C-terminal domain phosphatase-like 4. The transcript is spliced from 2 exons. The record is from RefSeq and is a predicted model, not a curated record. Gene Ontology annotation, molecular function: RNA polymerase II CTD heptapeptide repeat phosphatase activity. The coding region runs from base 1 to 1008 and encodes 335 amino acids. NCBI's taxonomy places the organism in Eukaryota, Viridiplantae, Streptophyta, Magnoliopsida, Fagales, Fagaceae.
AUGGCUUCCAGUUCAUCCAGCAACUUGAAUCUUCAUACACGUAAAGCAAAUAUUAGGAUUGAAAGGGUAGAGUCUACGGAGACUUGUGCACAUCCUAGUGUCGAAAGAGGAGCGUGUAUGGUUUGUAAGAGUCGAGUAUUCAUGUACAUUGACAAGGAUUUGUGGCUUAGCCCUGAUGAAAUUGAUGGGAUACGGAAGGUAGAGUCAGAGAGACUGUUAAACGAUAGAAAGCUCGUUUUAGUUCUUGAUUUGGAUAAUACUUUGCUUCAUACAACAGGAGAACGCAAACAUCUCAAAACCCGUCAAGAACUUUUGCAACAUAAUAUCAAAGAGGAUGGCCUAAUCCCUCUGAAACAUUACGGGAUGAUGCUCAAGUUGAGGCCUUUCGUCCACACUUUUCUUAAAGAAGCAAGUACCAUGUUUGAGAUAAUUAUUGCACGUGAAGAUUUACUUGCCCCAGAUGAAAAGAGUCUUCUACUGGUGAUGAGACACCAACGCAUGGUUCUUGUUCUUGAUGAUACCGAGUGUGUGUGGAGAAAUCAUCGACAUAACUUGAUUCUUGUUAAGAGAUAUGAUUACUUUGAUGCAAGACAUGACCUUGUAUCUCUUUCUGCAAUGAACAAUGAUGAAGGUGAGACCACCGGCGUGCUCGCGACCAUUCUCAAGAAACUCAAACUAAUCCACAGACUGUUUUUCAACCCAAAAUUCAAGGGUAGUCUUGCGUAUAGAGAUGUUACAAUGAUACUUGAUCGCCUUCAGGUACUCCAAGGAUGUAAAUUAACCUUUGAAGGUAUUUUUCCUUCCGGUUUCAAGCCCCAAAAUUCGCGUCUUUGGAUGAUGGCAGAGGAGUUAGGAGCCAUUUGUUCUACGAGUGUUUUCACCUCCUGGACACGUGAUCACUUUGGAAGCCACAGAGGAGGAGUCUCAAGAGGUGGAGCUGGACAGAAUGAUUUUGGUUCAUCCAGCUUGGUUACAUUAUUGCUACGAGAAAGUCAGAAGGUAUCCUGA